Molecule: messenger RNA, 3006 nt
Organism: Pseudozyma hubeiensis SY62
Lineage: Eukaryota; Fungi; Basidiomycota; Ustilaginomycetes; Ustilaginales; Ustilaginaceae
Exons: 2
Coding region: 1-3006 (1001 amino acids)
Biological process (GO): maturation of SSU-rRNA from tricistronic rRNA transcript (SSU-rRNA, 5.8S rRNA, LSU-rRNA)
Cellular component (GO): nucleolus; nucleus
Source: RefSeq, a predicted model, not a curated record
AUGGAGGAGUCGAGCGAGGUGGACCAGCGGUUGAGGAUCUCGUCCAUGGAUUUGCCGCGGAGGAGCGAGGGCGUGGCCACCGGACCGACGGACGCGGGGGCGGCGGUGCAAGUGGAAGUGGUGGUGGUCGGUUUGGUCGUAGUAGUGGAGGCAGCGGCAGCGGGAGUGCUGCCGAAGGAGAAUCCACCUGCGGGCUUGGACGCAGCAUCUCCUGAGGCAGCAGCGGGGCCAGCUGAUGCAGCCGUCGCAGCCGGAGCAGAAGUAGUGGUGGCGGUGGUGGCGGUGGUGCUCGCGGCUGGCUUGCCGAACGAGAAUCCGCCGGAAGCAGGGGGCGCGGCGGGUGCAGCUGCAGGAGCAGUUGUCGAAGCAGCAGGAGCAGCGGCGGGUUUGCCAAACGAGAAUCCACCCGUAGCCGCCGGUGCAGCGGCAGUUUUGUUUUCAGCACCUGACGACGCCGGCGCCGUAGCACUCGAUGCCGCCGUAUUGUUGCCGAACGAAAACCCUCCGAGUGCAGGCUUUGCCGGAGCAGCAGCGCCGGAGGCAGCUGGAGCAGCGCUAGUCGAGGAAUUGCCAAACGAGAAUCCACCCGUGCUGGCAGGCGCAGCAGCUUGUGUUGCUGGUGCAGAAGUCGUUGUUGAGGUGCUGUUUGCCGCAGGAGCUGCUCCGAAUGAGAAUCCACCAGAAGCAGGCUUGGACGCUCCGCCAAAGAGCGAACCACCAGCAGCGGGUGGGGUCGCGGUGGAAGUAGCAGCAGGAGUUGAGGAAGAGUUGCCACUGUCACCGCCAAGCUUGAACGAUCCGAAACCGCUCAGUCCACCGCCACUAAUAGCUGCUGGAGUGGAAGAAGUCGUAGCUGUGGAAGCGGGUGUCGUGCUGGCUCCUCCGAAAGAGAAACCACCCGCUGCUGGCUUGGCUGCGUUCGAGGCUGUGCUGUUGUUUCCGUCGAAUGAGAAACCUCCAGUAGUAGCAGCAGGAGCUGCAGGAGUGGUGGACGUGGUUGCACUGUCUGCUGGUUUGCUGGCUGCACCGCCAAAGCUGAAUCCUCCCGAGGAAGCUGUGGGUGUGGACGACGUCGGGGUGGAAGAAGAUGCUGCUGGACCACCGAAAGAGAAGCCACCUGUAGAAGGUGCUGCUGGUUUUGCUGCUGCGCCUCCGAAGGAAAAGCCACCGGUGCCCGUGGUGGAGGAGUUGGUGUUGUUAGAGCCGAAAAGUCCUCCGCCAGAAGCAGCCACGGCCCCGAGAUCACCACAAAACGUCUUUGUUCUGCAAGUCGAGCAGACAGGACCUCAUUACCCAGCCAUGCCUCCAAAAUCGUCAUCACUCGCUUCAUUGCUAGGCACACUCACCAACGCAGCACCCGUCGACUUCGACCCAGAGGCACUCGACGCCGAUCAGCCCUCGUCGUCCGCUUUCGCCAACGGCAACCAUGACUCUGCUUCCGGAUCUGCGAGCGAGGAUGACGACGACUAUGAGGAAGAGGAAGAGGAAGAGGAGUCCAUGAACCCAAGAGCACACUACGCUGACGUCAGUACAAGCGACAUGCGCAAAAAAGCAGCGCUCAGCGAAAGUGACAGGAUCAAUCACCCGAGAUAUCAGGGUGUGAAGAGCAGUCGUGCAGAGCUAUACGCCGAUGAAGAGGAUGAUGACGAGGACGACGCCAGCGAGCAAGACGAGCAGGAUACCGACGAGGACGAGGAUCAAGAUGAAGACGAUUCCGAGCAGGACGCAGAACUGCGAGCCGCCCCAUCAAGGAUGACCAAACAGCUCCGAUUUGCCGAGCAAGACGACGCCUCCGAGCUCAGCGACCAAGACGAACGAGCAGCGCAAGCAUCCACCUCCAACAGCAUCGCAGCACAGAUCGCACAAUCCGCAUCACAAGCCAAAGCGCUCAAAGCACGCCGACUCGAAGAUGCCGAAAAGGGACGUCAAGUUCGCAAGCAGAUCAAGACCUACGAACGCACGCUCGAGACACGCAUCAAGGCGCAAUCCGUCCUCCGCGAUGUCAACCGGCUUCCCGACCCCGCGAUCUACAACCAGACCAUGUCCUCCUCCAGCACCGCAGUGGAACCCGCAGUAGCGUUGCUCGAACAGCUGCUCGAGUUGUCCGAGACGCUCUUCUCGCUCAGGACACGUCUCAAUACCCUUGCCACAGGAGCAGAUGAAGACGAGGUUACUGUUGCGCCACCAGCGCUGAGGAAAAGGAAGAGGGACUUUGACGUGACAGUCCCGGAAGACGACGAGGAAGCACACGAGACAUGGGCUCAGAUCACAUCGCACGAUCAGAUCGAUGCCACGCUCAACGACGUCGUCGGCUACUCUUCUGCUCUCGAACCUCAUCGUCGCAGCGUAUUGGACAAGUGGAGUCUCAAAGUUACUUCUGCAGCAGCUGCCGCAGCAGCAGCUUCAAAUGGGAACCGAUUCAACCAGCUGCGAGCUGUCAACCAAGCUCCCUCGUCCCAGAUCGACUCUGCGCUCGCUGGCGACGGACUCUCCCGACUCGUCUCGCGCACCCGCGUGCUGCGAUCCGAAACAGACGGAGCUUCCAAACUGCGCACCGCGCCGCCCCCCUCGGCUUCGGACGAAGCGCAGGACGACCAGGUAUUUGACGACACCGAUUUCUACUCUGCACUGCUCAAGGAGCUCAUCGAGCGACGCUCAGGCGUCCUCUCCAACGAAGGCGGCACCACCACAACCACUGCAAUGAUGCUUUCCAGCUUGCAAGGUGGCGGCAAGAAGAAGAAGAACAACGUCGAUACCAAGGCGUCCAAGGGAAGGAAGUUGAGGUACGAGGUCAACGAAAAGCUUGUCAACUUCAUGCCGCCUAUCCGUGACCGCGUAAAGUGGGGACCGGAGCAGAUUGAGAGGUUGUUCCGACAGCUCGCAUCGACUUCCAUGGGAGCUGUCAGAGGUGUGCACGAGGUCGACGAAGCGAGUGCGGACGAGGAGGGACGGGGAGAGGAUCAGGAGGAAGAGGCGCAGUUGGCUGGGUUGCGUGUAUUUGGUUGA